AUGGAUCCACAGCUGCUAAUGCCGUCGCCGCCGAUGGACUUCGACUUUGACAGCACCACCACUUCUCCCUACGCCACCGCACCUUCAAGCCCUAGGAUGUUCUCCGGCAACUUCUUCUACAGUGCUCCCACUAGCCCCACCCGCUCCUCUUUCUUCCAUCACCUUUCUCCGAUCAGCCCCCAUGAUGCCCAAUCCACAGUCCCUUCCCAAAAUCUCCACAGAAAUAAGGAUGAAGAUGAAGAAAAUGAUAUUGAUAUGGAUUUUGCUUUUGAUUUUAGUGGGCAGUUAGAACGGCCUUCUAUCUCCGACGCCGAUGAGCUAUUUCACGGUGGAAAGAUCAAGCCGUUAGACCCACCACCACCACCACGUCUUCGAUCAUCCAAUGAUCCACCCAGAUCGCCGACAUUAUCUCCAAGGAAUUCUAACAAGAAAUAUGUCGAUCAUUUCUCGGAGACAUUACAUCAGACACCUAUCGAUCAAACCCAAAACCCAUCUCCACGUGGAAGAGAAAGAACAACCACCACCACCACCACCAAACACAAAGCAUCACGAUCUUUAUCGCCGUUCAGAGUUUCCGAUAUAUUACCCGACGACGGAAACAACCAGAAAGUCUCAACAAAUCAAUCAUUCCCAUUUGGGUUCACGUGGUACAACAAAUGGAACCUGAAAAACCUGUUACUCUUCCGGAGCACGUCGGAGGGGAGCGCCACCACGAGCAACGACCCAUUGAAAAAAUACGCGAUGAUAACAAAAGGAGAGCAGGAUGUGAAGAACUCAAGCUUUAGAAGCAAUGAUGGCGAUGGUUCUGUAGGGGGGUCUUCACGGAGGAUGAAGAGGAAGGUAUCUGCACAUGAAAUACAUUACACGGCGAACAGGGCGGUGGCGGAGGAGAUGAGAAGGAAGACAUUCUUGCCGUACAAAUCAGGGUUACUGGGUUGCUUAGGGUUUCAUCAUAAUCUUCAUGAAGUUUCUCGAGGAAGAUGAUAAAUUGUUGGUAUAAAUUCAUUAUUUUGAUUUUCGUCGU
Messenger RNA from Cynara cardunculus var. scolymus (artichoke), 1024 nucleotides. RefSeq lists its product as uncharacterized. The transcript has a single exon. NCBI's taxonomy places the organism in Eukaryota, Viridiplantae, Streptophyta, Magnoliopsida, Asterales, Asteraceae. Bases 1 to 984 code for a protein of 327 amino acids. The record is from RefSeq and is a predicted model, not a curated record.